AUGCCUCCUCGUAGAGAGCCAGAUCACCAGGAACUCCCACAGGCCACAGUGGUCGCUUUGUUCCGCGACUACCAUCCAGAAAAGUUUUCCGGCCAAGGAGAUCCUCGUGUAGUAGAUGAAUGGGUUCAGGGUCUCGAGAUUAUUUUCGAGGUCAUGAACUGCCCUGAUCGUUAUCGCAUGUUAUGUGCCCAGAUCCAGCUGACCGGUGAUGCCAGACUCUGGUGGCAAGCCUAUUGGAGUAUGCGACCCGGUGAAAAAGACGGUUAUACGUGGGACCAGUUCAAGGAGCUGAUCCGAGAGAAGUAUUAUCCCUCGUAUUACCGAGCAGACAUGGAGCGCCAGUUCUUGGCACUCACCCAGGGUACUCGUACUGUCGACGAGUACGAAAGAGAGUUCACCCGUCUCGGAGCUUUUGUACCUGAUCUUGUAGGUACGGAGGCGAAGAGAGCCCACCGUUUCACCGACGGACUUCGCCCAGCAGUCCGCCGCAACAUCGUAGGCCACGGCGUUCAGACCUAUGCCCGUGCAGUUGCCAUUGCCCAAGAAGUCGAUGCCAGUAUCCGACGAGAAGCCGCCCAGACAUCAGUCCAACCAGUUGCUCAGCCACCAGCCCAGCCCAAAGUUGCCCAACCACCAACCAACAAGAAUAAAAGGAAGUUCAAAGCAGGUCCAGACGAUCGCAGGAACCGUCAAAGACAGAAGACAAUACCAGAAUGCCCAACAUGCGGGAAGCACCACCGUGGAGAAUGCCUCGUGGGUCAGAAU
Striga hermonthica is the source of this 765-nucleotide messenger RNA. The record is from the annotation of a GenBank genome assembly. NCBI's taxonomy places the organism in Eukaryota, Viridiplantae, Streptophyta, Magnoliopsida, Lamiales, Orobanchaceae.